AGCAACCAGUCAUGGCUUCUUUGAGCAUUCAAGCAGCCGCGCAGGCCCUGGGGUCGCUGUCUCUCUCCUCCCAUCAACUAUCGGCCUCGUCCAGCAGAGUGUCGCUUGGAGACUCACUUAGGGUGUCGAGCUUCCGCGGCUGCCGGCUCGCUGCUGCUACCCGGCCAUCCGCUGUCGUCGCCGCGGUCAGGUGUCCCGCCGUGGUCGCCGCCGCCGCCGCCACUCCCGCCGUGGCUGCCGCCGCCGGCAAGGGCAAGCCGAAGAAGAAGGUGGACUCGGCCGUGAAGCGCGCCAAGCAGGCGGAGGCGCGGCGGGUGUACAACAAGUCGCGGAAGACGGAGAUGAGCACGCGCAUGAAGAAGGCGUUCCUUGCCUUGGAGGAGCUGCGCAAGAGUGCAUCCCCAUCGGAGGAGCAGCUGCUGGCAGCAGAGAAGCUCAUCUCAGAGGCAUUCUCCAUUAUCGACCGGUCGGUGAAGGUCAACGCCAUCCACGAGAACAAGGGUGCGCGCCGCAAGGCUCGGCUCUCCCGGGCCAAGCGCGCCACACUGGUUUCUCUUGGCUGCCCCCCAAACCAUCUCCUCCUCCCCUCCCCUCUCUCUCGGCCCCAUCUGCAGAGCACGCUAGGCAUGAUAAAGAGCGAGAAGCUGGCCAUCUUCUCCCUCAACACCUGGGUGGUGUGGUGCUCCGCUUCACCGCCUCGUGUCGUGGCCCAACCCCCCAACAUUCUAUAUACACUCCGCCUCUCCACUCCACCCCCAACCCCCGUUCCAGAGCACGCUAGACAUGAUAAAGAGCGAGAAGCUGGGCAUUUUUUCUCUCAACACCUGGGUGGUGCACCACUUCUGCCACCUCGUGGCUCAUGCCCUCAGAACUCCAUACUCUCCGCCUCUCUCCCCCGUUUCCCCCCACUACAGAGCACGCUAGACAUGACAAAGAGCGAGAAGCUGGGGAUCCUCUCCCUCAACACCUGGGUGAUGUGGUGCACCACUUCCGGCAUCACGUGGCACAAAAGAACACCCUUCUCUCCUCUCACCGCCAAUUCCUCCCUCUCUCCUCCUCUCCAGAGCACGCUAGACAUGAUAAAGAGCAAGAAGCUGGGCAUUUUCUCCCUCAACACCUGGGUGGUGCAUCACUUCCGCCACCUUGUGGCACAAGUGAACGCCCUGGAGCCUGAAAUGCAAGCACUGACGGACAAGCAGAUCGUGGGAGGCGCAGUGCUGCACGCAGGGGCGAUAGCAGAGAUGAAGACGGGCGAGGGGAAGACUCUGGUGUCCACACUCGCAGCUUACCUCAACGCCCUCGUGGGGAAGGGCGUGCACGUGGUGACGGUGAAUGAUUACUUGGCAAGGAGAGAUGCGGAAUGGAUGGGGCGCGUGCACGGGUUCUUAGGCCUGUCGGUGGGGGUCAUCCAGCCGGGCCAGACAAAGGAGGAGAGACAGCUGGCGUAUGCAUGCGACAUAACAUAUGGGAGUAACAACGAGAUUGGCUUUGACUACCUGCGAGAUCACUUGGUUCAGGACCCCAGUGAGCGCACGCUGAGAUGGCCAGACGCACUGCACUACUCCAUUGUGGAUGAAAUCGAUUCAGUGCUCAUCGAUGAAGGCAGGAACCCCCUGCUCAUCAGCAACAUGUCCUCUUCCUACGUCAUGCGCUUUCCAGUGGCGGCUAAAGUGGCGGAGAUCCUUCGAAGGGACAUUUUCACAGGGAGAACAGCAGACAUGCGGAGGUGGAGCGAUGGCAUUCACCAGGCAGUUGAGGCGAAAGAGGGCGUGGAGAUUAAGCCCGUGUCUGAAACAGUCGCCCAAGUGACCUACCAAUCGCUCUUCCGGCUCUACAGCAAGGUGUCGGGAAUGACAGGCACCGCUAAGACGGAGGAGGAGGAGUUCAAGAGAAUAUUUGGCAUGCCAGUGGUGGUCAUCCCCACCAACCGCCCCAACAUCAGGAAGGAUCUGGAUGUCGUUGUCUUCCUGCAAGCGCGCAACAAGGUGCACCAUGUCAUCCAGGAGAUCGUCAAAAUGAACCAACUAGGCCGCCCUGUGCUUGUAGGCACAUCCAGUGUGGACGAGUCAGAGCGCCUUUAUGCCAUGCUGCAGGUGGAGCAUCCUCGUCGGUUCGCCCACAUUCAAGUUCUCAACGCUCGGCCCGAAAACGCAGCACGCGAGGCAGAGAUCGUAGCGCAGGCGGGGCGAUUUGGAGGCAUCACCAUCUCCACCAACAUGGCUGGCCGUGGGACUGACAUUGUGCUGGGAGGCAAUCCCGAGCUCUUGAGCAAGGAGGUGGUCAAGUGGGCACUAUUCGAAGCGCCAGCAGCCACAGCAGGGAACUAUUCCGCUUUCAAGAAGGGGCCACAUGAGAGGCAGGGGUUCUGGCCUAUCGAGCUGCAAGAGGAUACACUGAAGGAGCUUUACGCUGCUCAGUUCUCAUUUGAACUGCAAGAGGCUGCAUUGAAGGAGCUCGACACUGCCCAGUUCUCAAGUGUUACACAUCCCAAAAGGCAUGAGCAGAGGCAAGGGUUCUUUCUUAGUCAACUCCGGAAGGAUAUUUCAAAUUCUUCCCCCUUUCGCUUUGAAACACGGCGCAGCGUGGCAGCUGAUUGGUCGGAGGCGCAGCAGCAGGCAGUUCUAGAGCAGGCAGAGACUCUGGCUUUAAGGCCUUCAGCCUCUCCUGGGACUGGCGGCGAGGGCAGGGAGGAGGGUUGGGAAUGGGGUGAAAGCAGAGAGGAUGCAGGUGCAGGGGUGUGGGAAGGGGAUGAUGCCGAGGACACAGGGAUGAGCCCUCUGCCUUGGAAAACCGACGUGUGGGGGGGAGGCGGAGGGGUGCUGGGAGUGCGGGCAGUGCCACGGUCGAUGCAGGAGAUGGUGGUGCGGGUGGUGGGGCGGGCGCUGGGGCGGGUGAGUGCGGAUUGCAAGGCGCACUGCCGGGAGGAGGGCGAGUAUGUGCGCUCGCUUGGAGGCCUGCAUGUCAUCGGCACAGCUCUGAGCGAGUCUAGACGCAUUGACAACCAGGUAGUGCGGGCGGUGCCGCGGUCGAUGCAGGAGAUGGUGGUGCGGGUGGUGGGGCGGGCGCUGGGGCGGGUGAGUGCAGACUGCAGAGCGCACUGCCGGGAGGAGGGCGAGUAUGUGCGCUCGCUGGGGGGUCUGCAUGUCAUUGGGACUGCUCUGAGCGAGUCAAGGCGAAUUGACAAUCAGCGGUCGAUGCAGGAGAUGGUGGUGCGGGUGGUGGGACGGGCGCUGGGGCGGGUGAGCUUGGACUGCAAGGCGCACUGCCGGGAGGAGGGCGAGUAUGUGCGCUCGCUGGGGGGGCUGCAUGUCAUUGUGCCGCGGUCGAUGCAGGAGAUGGUGGUGCGGGUGGUGAGGCGGGCGCUGAGGCGGGUGGUGUGGUGGGGAGAGGGAGCCGUGCUCACACCAGUGCCGUACCCCAUACGCCCCCCUCCUCCAAGUCUCGGCACCUGUUCCCUCUCCCUGCCAAAGCAGCAUGGAGGACGACAUGAUGAGGGAGGUGGGACCAGACUUCUCUCUAGCCAUGCUGGAGCAGCUGCUGCAACCACCUCCCUGCCCCACUCCCGAACCCCCUGUCCAUCUUUCCCCCUCCCCCCACCCUCCCCCGCUUUCUCCCUCCCAACCAGCAUGGAGGACGAUAUGAUGAGGGAAGUGCUGCCAGACUCCUCUCGGGCCAUGCUGGAGCAGCUUCUCUACACUGGGGACUUUGACGAGGGCUUCCCCCACAUGGCCUUGACUCUCGCUUUGGUGCAGACGCAGAAGAUCAUCGAAGCUGCCAUGUUUGAGCGGCGGAGGCAAAUGCUUGACUACGAUCAGGUCUUUGAGGUGAGCUGCUAUAUUCUUUAG
Messenger RNA from Closterium sp. Yama58-4, 3845 nucleotides. NCBI's taxonomy places the organism in Eukaryota, Viridiplantae, Streptophyta, Zygnematophyceae, Desmidiales, Closteriaceae. The record is from the annotation of a GenBank genome assembly.